Molecule: messenger RNA, 5987 nt
Organism: Odontomachus brunneus
Lineage: Eukaryota; Metazoa; Arthropoda; Insecta; Hymenoptera; Formicidae
Gene: ETHR
Product: growth hormone secretagogue receptor type 1
Exons: 6
Coding region: 3813-5069 (418 amino acids)
Biological process (GO): G protein-coupled receptor signaling pathway
Cellular component (GO): plasma membrane
Molecular function (GO): G protein-coupled receptor activity
Source: RefSeq, a predicted model, not a curated record
UAUACCCUCUCUCUUUCUGCAAGUAAGCAUCUGCGCAUGCUUGGCGCAUGUGGAAUCGAAAGGAGGUGGUAUGGAGUACGUAAUAUGCUUGCAAAUGUGCAUUCAACCAAUCAGAUGCCACUAUCUUCCUACAUGCGCGACGCAUGAUUCAGUAUAUAGUUUUCGGAAGCAUAUACUUUACCUAAGUUAGCAGUCCAGUUAUGAUAUAUAGGAGUCUGUGCGAGGAACCCAAUUCGGCCGAUUUCGCCUGCGGAAUGAGCGGGACCAAUCGCUAGGCGACGAUGUGACGGCGCACGCCGACAUGGAUAACAGGACGCGCGAUUUUUCUCCCCUACGAUUUUCGCACUGCCCGGACGAAUCGAGCGGAUCGGCGCGAUCGCGAAUCCGGUACCGAAGAAAAGAAAAGCGCACCGCGGAGAAAAGAGCGCGCAUGCCCGACGAAAGGGAGGCGCGUUCGAGAGUUUGCGGCGGAUUGAGUUCCACGUUCCAUUCAGUUUACCGGCACUAUUUGCACGCCGCGGUUCGGCUUUCCUGGACAAGUGCGCGGACGCGCGCGCGCGUGUGUGUGUGUGUGUGUGUCCGCGCCGCAUCCUGAUCCGCGGAACAGCGCCGAUGACAGGAAGCGGACGGGUCACGUGGCGGGAAACGCGCCGUGAAGAUUCCGCCGAGCAAUCGGCGCACGUCGCGGAAGUCACGGCGGCGAAGAGGUGCGCGUCCGAGAAGCACGCCGCCACCACCUGUGAAGAAGACGCGAACGCUCGCAGGAGCGACUCUAGUAAAUACGUGACGACGAGUUCCCCGGUGAGGAUUGAGAGCGCUGCACCGGGCGAGAUUGAGUCGCGCGACAAACACCGCGCCGAUAAAUCGCACGGCGAGCGACAUCUAAUUCGGGCCGACCGGUACCAUCUGUCUAAAACGAAAGAAACGGAAGUGGCUUAACGGGCGCGCGCGAAGGGCGAUUAAGUCACCGCCGGCGAUCGAUUCGAUCGGGAAGCCGGCCUCCUCGCCGAUGACCCGAAAAUGCACGCGACCGCCGAUUAAGCCGUCCAUAAAAACGGAGUGACCCGACUAACUGAUUCGGUCGACAUUUCAUUAGGACCGAAUCGCGAGGAAGUGCGUCUCUCCGAGACAGCCGGUCGAAGUUAACUUGACGAGCGAUACUCGACGCACUUGGACGCCAAGCAGGACGAGAGCGGAGCUCGCCGGGAUCGCAAACGCGAUCACGGCGCUCCGCAGAAUCCUUUGCUAAAUGGCAAAUCCCGUUUGGAAGUCGAUCAAAGACCGCAACCGUGCAGCGUUAAUGACUUCGAAGCUGCCGGCCGGCCGGCGGAUUUAAUUACGCCUGCUGAUCCACGAGCGUAUAGCGUCACCAGAAUAGCGUCAGGUGUGUUUCGUCGCGCGUCGAUCGGACCUCGAGUGCUAAGCGGGUGAUUCCGCGCGAGAGAUCGGGCGAAACAAGAGCUCUCGAAGCCCUUGACGAUGCAGUCCUUGUUUUCGCGAGACCCGGAAGAAUCUUCGCGACUCGCCAAUUCCACUGACCUACUCGUCGCGAGAAAAUGGAUCGUCCUGCGAAUAGGACGCCACGUGGAAGGGAGAGAUAUGGUGGCCGGAAGUAUUUCGCUGUGAGCAACAUAGAUGCAACCAGCCUAAUUGGUUUUUGUGCGAUGGUAAUGUGUAUGAGUGACUCACAAUUACUUUGGCACGUCGACUACGUCAAUCAAUGUGGUUGCGCGUAAUCUGGCUGUGGCAACCGGAAAUCGGGUGACAUUCCCCGCGGAUACAUCGACAACGUUAUUAUCGUAUUUGGAACUGAAAUAUUUGGCAUAUUUUCACUUGUACCAAAUGCAUGUAUUAUUGAGAAAGCAAACACGCAUAACGGCAAUGAAACCUCUUAGUUAUAAUCAUCAAACACGUUUGUCAACUCCAUUUUAACCAAAUUAUAUAAAAUACAUACGAUAACAUUAUUACCGUAAUUGGAACUGAAAUAUUUGGCAUAUUUUCACUUGUAUCAAAUGCAUGCAUUAUUGAGGAAGUAAAACAUGUAUAACGGCAAUGAAAUCUCUUAGUUACAAUCAUCAAACAGAUUUGUCAAUUCCAACCUAAUCAAAUUAUAUAAAAUACAUACGAUAACAUUAUUAUCGUAUUUGGAACUGAAAUAUUUGACAUUAUCGUGUUUUUAUUUAUAUCAAGUGCAUGUAUUAUUGAGUAAACAAAACACCCGGCGUAAAAUCUCUUGGUUGCAAUCAUCAAACACGUCGACCAACUCCAUUCCAACCAAAUUAUAUAAAAUAUAUAAAAUAUAUAAAUUAUAUAAAAUAUAUAAAUAUAUAAAUUAUAUAAAAUAUGAUGACAUUACUAUCGUAUUUUGAACUGAAAUAUUUGGCAAUAUCGUAUUUUUACUUGUGUCAUGUACAUGUAUUAUUGAAGAAGCAAAACACGCAUAGCGUCAAUGAAAUCUUUUAGUCGCCAUCAUCAAACUCUAUCCUAACAAAAUUAUGAUCCGGUGUGCCAAAUUUUCGUUUCGGUAUAACAUCCUUUUUUCAGUAUGCGCUCCGGUUAAUCAGAUAUCGUCGCUGCAACUCAGCGAUUGUUCUGUGGUUGCGGCAACUACAUAAUUAGUUGUUUUACCACUCAGUUGGCAUAGCCAGAUUAAUGCGUAAACCGACCACACCGUUUUCUCCGUAAUGAGAAAAGUAAUGAGUAUUUUAUAAUAGUCGAUUUAUUGACCGUCUUUGUAUUCGUUCUUUGUCGCCGGUCUUUCUCAUUAAAUCCUUAGAUCUCAACUCGCGCGUGAAUUACCUUCGAAAUGAAAAGAGGGAAAUCAUGUAUUCCUUCUUUUCUUUUCUUUUCUCGAUUGACGUGUCUCGAGCUGCUUUCAUAACUGACGCGUAAACAGCCCGACUUACUUGAUUUCGCUGCGCAAAGGUGUAAACUCGAAAACUGGCAGGCGGCGUAGUUGCAUGUCGUGCAGCUCUGGGAAAUUAAUCGUGUUAAUCGCGCUGUGAUGAAACGCGACUUUCGUCGCGGGCUCUGCAGAAGAUAAACAUUCAUCCGCCGUCGGCUCUCGCAAAUUGAUACUCUCGCUAUCCGAGCCACUCGGGCAGAAGCUACUUUAUAAACGAGGGGUCCCGUUUUAAGUGAAGAAGCCAAUCAGGACGUUUGCGACACGAACAAUUUCUCGCGAUCUCCUCGAGUACUCUCAUCGGGCGCGGCGCGCCGAGGUAAUUAAUGGUGAACGUACCGCGGGAUGAGAGGGACAGAUAGAGAGCGACUCUCGAUGAUGUCACUUAAAGUCGUCUCUUGCUCGACGAAAGCGGCGCUUAAAGCUUCAAUAAAGCCCAUGAAAGCGGUGUACGACGUUGCUGGCGCGAGGCUAGUGACAAGUCCUAUAUCGCCUCGAUUCCUCAUGGAUUUUCUCGGGCCGCAUCUCGACGCGAUUCGACUUGUCGAGCCGCACGAACCGAGAAAAGUCGCGGCAUGGCCGAAAGUGCUGCCGACGUAAAAUUGAAAUUUAUUCAAAAAGAGAGAAAGAGAAAGAGAGAAGAGUCGUGAUCGUGACGUGCCACGAUCGCUCGUACAUGCGAGGCCUGUAAAUACGUAGUUCCGUAACCGGGAAACGAGGCCCGCUUCUCCACCGAGUGGAAAUACGCGAUAGCGUAAACCCGUCGAGUGUACGAGAUACGUGGUCACGUGGAGAGGAAGACGUAAGACACACAGCUGGCCUAAAAAGCCGCAGGAAGCUCUGGCCGGUGCGCUCAAGACGUGAAAGUGAAGGAAAUAUCGCGCUCGGUUCUCUACGACAAGCUUUCAAGAUGCUGACGACCAUGUCGACCGUCGCGAUUGAAUUGAAUUCCUCCUAUUACACGACGGCGAUCGGCAACAGCGCACUCGACGGAUUCUCAGUGGUCGAGCCGGAGAACGCCACUUCCACGCUGUACAUGCUGCCUGCUUACAUCCGAACGACUUCGAUGGUGGCCUGCAUUAUCGUGAUGAUCCUGGGUAUAGUCGGCAAUCUGAUGGUGCCGUUGGUCGUGCUGCGCGGCAAGGACAUGAGGAACAGCACGAAUAUCUUCCUGGUGAAUCUCAGCGUCGCCGACCUCUGCGUGCUCGUGAUCUGCACGCCCACCGUGCUCAUAGAGGUGAAUUCCGGUCCGCAAAUCUGGCCGCUCGGUGAAAGCAUGUGUAAAGCCGUCCCCUUCGUUGAGCUGACAGUGGCUCACGCCUCGGUUCUCACGAUUUUGGCCAUCAGCUUCGAGCGAUAUUACGCCAUCUGCGAGCCGUUAAGGGCCGGAUACGUAUGCACGAAGGCGAGAGCGACGAUUCUUUGCUUCUUGGCGUGGGUGGCAGCGGCGCUGUGUACAAGCCCGAUGAUCUGGGUAUCGCAGUAUCGCGAAAUGAGGAUGGCGCAUCACGGUGUCGCCAUGGCGCAUCACGCCGUCGUCGCUAACGGAAGCGACCGGAGCGUCGCGACCGCGGUGGAAGAAGAGAACGGGGAGAUGAUGAUGGUGCCUCAGGUGAAUCAGGUGCCGGUGUGCCUGACGCAGGCCGACACCGUCGCCAGCGUGACGUUCUUCCUGCUGCUGGUGCUGCUGUUCUUCGCCGCGCCGUUCGCGAUACUCGUGGUGCUGUACUCGUUCAUCGUCAGCCACCUGGUCCGCGACUCGUCCGCGUCGUCCACGUCGACCAGCAGCAACAACACCAGCGACACGUACCACAGCCGCGCCAAGCGGCAAGUGGUGUUCAUGCUGUUGACCGUGGUGGUGAGCUUCUUCGUGUGCCUGUCGCCUUACCGGCUCCUCAUCUUCUACAUCGUCGUGACACCCGCCGAGCGCAUAGCCGCCGUCGAUUCCGACACGUUUUUCGGCCUGCUCAACUUCAGCCGCAUCAUGCUCUAUUUGAACAGCGCUGGCAACCCGAUACUGUACAAUCUGAUGAGCAGCAAGUUCCGAAGGGGCUUCCUCAAGCUCUGCGGCCUCGAGAAAGGUCGCAGUAUGGUCGCCAGCGCGAGGAGGCUCGCUACCACGCAUCAGCUGCAGGAGAACCUGAACCAGGAAGAGGAUUUACUAUGACGACAAUGCUCGAUAAUCGGACACGAUGCGAUGCGUUGAUCGCGAUGUGACGCCAACAAUUUUUUAGGCCGAAGAAUCCGGAAUCAUAAUUAGAUACAGUCGCGGCGAAACAGGAACUAGGAGAAACCACGGACGUGUGGUCGAACAGGAGAACGUACGGAAAGCUUCACUUCUUCCCGAUGAAGAACAUGGAAGUAUCGGAAGUAUCGCUUAACGUGAUAGAAUGAGGGGACAUUGGCAAGUCACAGUGAAUCUUGAUCAGUCGUGCGAUAAAUCGCUGCGAGAAGCUUAAGGCUCGAUAAUUCCGGAGGGGAGCAGAAUCUACUCGGCGGUGCUAGAUUGGAUGGGACUGUGGACGCGCGACGAACUUUCUAUGUCCUCCGUGAGAUAUUAAACUUCUGUAGGAUCGGCGAAAGUUGCGCUCUCGAUCGAAUCAGUCGGGCGUCUCGCGCGAAUGCGUACGAAAAGUUCUCCGCAGUGUUAAGCAGCGUGAUCUUGUUACUAGUAUUGCGGGAAAUUAAGUGGAUCACCAGUUCGAUAUGUCAAUAUCAUGACAUACGAGUGUUUGUUGUAUCGAUAUCUUUCCCGUCGUGACACGACGAAAAUAAAUGGAACUCUCUCGUCAAAAUACACGCCAUGUCGAAUGAUUUCACCCUUCUCUCCAUCCAACUUUGACCGUACGGGCAAUUUUUUAGUUUGUUAACUCAAUAUUUGUUGGAUAUACACACGUCAUGAAAUAAUAUAUAAAGAGAGAAGGAGGAGAGAGAGAGAGAGAGAAAACGAGGGAAGGGAAUUUCAACGGUAUAUUUUACAGGAUAUCGCGGGGCAUUGUAUUUUACCAGAGGUGCUCUUGACACUUGUAACGCUAUCAUUUGCAUCAAAACGCGCGUCAAUUACGAUGAUAUAAUGUUUUUGAUA